ACAGAAGGCAGACCCUCCCUCGCUCCUGCGCACAGCUUCUGCGCCGAUUUCUUGAGGAGCGUACGCAGGCUCAGAGGCCUCGCUUACACCCUGGCUCCGCCCAGCUCACUCCUAGGGGGCGGGACGAAGGGCGGCGGUGGGGGAAGAGGCUGGGCUGUGGCUGCGCGCGUGCGCCGAAAAGACCUGAGGGGCAGGCGCACCGUGGCGGGCCUGGCUUAAGCGAUUUCAGACAAGAUGCAGGACCCCAAUGCAGACACUGAGUGGAAUGACAUCUUACGCAAAAAGGGCAUCUUGCCCUCAAAGGAAAGUUUGAAAGACCUGGAAAAGGAGGCAGAAGAGGAGGAACAGCGAGUCCUUCAGCAGUCAGUUGUGAAAACAUAUGAAGAUAUGACUUUGGAAGAGCUGGAAGAAAAUGAAGACGAGUUUAAUGAGGAAGAUGAACGUGCUAUUGAAAUGUACAGGCAGCAAAGACUGGCUGAGUGGAAAGCAACUCAACUAAAGAAUAAAUUUGGAGAAGUUUUGGAGAUCUCAGGAAAGGAUUAUGUUCAAGAAGUUACUAAAGCCGGUGAGGGCUUGUGGGUAAUCUUGCACCUUUACAAACAAGGGAUUCCCCUCUGUGCCCUCAUAAAUCAGCACUUCAGUGCACUUGCCAGGAAGUUUCCUGAUGUCAAAUUUAUCAAAGCCAUUUCAACAACCUGCAUACCUAAUUAUCCUGAUAGGAAUCUGCCUACGAUAUUUGUUUACCUUGAAGGAGAUAUCAAGGCUCAAUUUAUUGGACCUCUGGUGUUUGGUGGCAUGAACCUGACAAUAGAUGAGUUGGAGUGGAAACUGUCAGAAUCUGGAGCAAUCAAGACAGAUCUGGAGGAAAACCCUAAGAAACCAAUUGAAGACACUUUGUUAUCCUCGGUGCGGUGCUCUAUCCCCACAAGAAGGAACAGUGAUUCUGAGGAUGACUAAGACUAUGGCCUCGGUAAUGUGCCAAACUUCCUUGAUGUGACAGAUCAUCUGGAUUUUUUGAAAACGGUUAAAGUAGAAAUGUCUUUGGCUUUUAGCCUUUUAUAAUUAUGUUUCAAAUCUCAUAGAUCUCAGAAAUCAUUACUGGGAAUCCUAUUACAUUUCUUGGAACUCCCUUUUUAAAUUAAUAACAUUUCCUUAAAAAAAUAAAAAAAGAAACCAGCUGCUGGUAUGACAGACGUCUAUGUUUUCCUCACUUGUAUUUUAAGCUAUAAAACUGUCUAUUCACUAUUUGUCCACAUUUAACUAUAUAAGAGGAAAUGUGGAGUGUCUUUUAAUAAUGUGAGGAGGUUUUACAGUGGAAAAUUGCAAACUAAGUUUUGUAGUCACAUCAUUUAUUUUUAUUUUAUAAGGCUAGCAAUAGAAUUAUUAAAGGAAUGAUUGAUAGGAAAAAUCCUAGUAUUUGUCCUAUUUGGAAGAAAUAGGCAAUAAUUUUUAUAAAACAUUGUCCUAUGAAAGCAAUAACUAAAUGAUUCCAGUUUGUUGCCAUUUUUGCUUAAAUGUUUUUUUCUAGUUAAAAUAAUUUUUGUCUCAGACUGUUGAGAUGUCAGUUAAUCCCAAUUACUGUAAAAGUCCACCUUAAAUUCUUUUUUGUAAACAGAUAAUAAACACAUAAAAUGAUAAACUGUAUCUCAGUCAGUAAAAAAAAUGGCAAGGUGUUUUCUGAACUAGAAUCUUAGCACUUAAUCCUUGUCAAAUUGACAUUAACAGAAAAAUUAGGGGUAAUAUUUUUCUCUAAUAUUUGUGUUGAAUGAUGUAGUACUCAAUGUGGGUUUGAAUAUUAAAAAUAUGAAUUCUAGAGGGCCUGGAGUUCCUUCAGAUUAUAUUGCAAAAUUUAUUUUUGCUAUAAUUCAAAGAGUAACAAACAGCUGUGACCCAUUUUGAUCUGUCAGAAGUGUCCGUGUUAGUGAAUAUUUAUUUUUCUACACACAUAAGAGCCAGUGCUGCUUUUAAAAAUGUGUUCUAUGUAACAAUUUACUUUGAAUGAUUUUUCAUGAAAUUUUAAUUGCAGGGUUGAUAUAAGCGUGGUCAGUUCUAUCACUCACAUGCCAGUUCCAUGGGUUUUGUGGGAGAGUUGCCUUCUUGGAUUUUCUAUUGUUAGCUGACAUUAAAAUGAAAUGCUGUGGGAAGAAUAAAGGUGAAAAGCUUGAGUGCUGCAUUUGCCUGAGCACUGCAACGCUCACAACUCUUGAGAGAACAGUGCUUGAGCAUGGUGGGGGGUAAUACCUACUGUGAUGGAAAAUAGCAGGCUUUAUUCCACUUUGGAGCCCAUGCAGGAUGUAGUUCUAGAUACUCACUAUGCCACUUUGAUCUGUGGAAGUGUGAAAACUGCUUCAUCAUCUUGCCUCCAUGCCCGGCUAAUGCUCUUAGUGGGAGCUCAAGGAGAGCCCAGGUGCCUCUGGACUUGGCUGAUGAGUGCUGUCUGGCCACAUGGCACCCAGGCCCCAGGCAGCUAUUUAGUCAUGCUGACUGAACUUGAUUUAAACAGAGAAACAUCUCUCUCCUAACAUGAGUGUUGUGAUUUAGAACGUGACCUGCAAAUUUCUACAGGUUAGUCAAUUUGGGGAGACUUUGCCGUAAUAUUUACCAGUAAUUUUCUGUUUCAUGUGAGGCAUUUGUGAUAUGACAGAGGGGAUACAAUUGGAUCCUUAAGCAUUGAGUUCAUCUAAUUCCACACAGGGAAAGCAAACAAGAAGGCUACCUAGAGGCUGUCUUUCAGUGUUCAGAGGAAGGGAUUUUGGGGAAGGGUGUUAAGCAAGUGCUAGGUAGCCCUUUAUUCAGCAGUAAGAAAUGGUUCUGGAAAGUUGGGAUGAUAAUUGGGAGAAGUGAAAUGGAGUUAAGACUGUAUAAUCAAAUCAAAUUGAUUCUUCCUUAUUUUCCUCAUCUCUAGAGGAAGAAGAGGAUGUGAAUGAAUUGUAUAUGCUUAUCUCAUUGCAAACCUAAAUUUAUAUCCUCACUCCCCAAGGUUGCAGACCAUUGCUUUGGCACAUACAUGACACAGAGCUUCCAGGGUGGGUGGCUCAGAGGUACUUCAGAAAAGUUGUACUAGAGGUUGUCUGGGUGGCUCAGUCGGUUAUGACUUCAGCUCAGGUCAUGAUCUCACAGUUCAUGAGUUGGAGUCCUGCAUCGGGUGAGCUCAAGCCCUGUUUCGGGUGAGCACAAGCCCCACUCCUGGUGAGCCCUGCUCUCUCUCUCUGCCCCUUGUGGGAUUCUCUCUCUCUUCACCCUUGUUCACUUGCACCCUCUCUCUGUCUUAAUUAAAAACAAAAAAACAAAAACAAAACCCUAGACAUGAAAGGCACUUUUUGAGAGUUAUGAAAGGAAUGUUAAGAAGAGUGUCCUCUGUCAUCAAUGCCUAAAUUGUUUUUGUCAUUUAUUACCUCCAGCUUUAAAUUCAGUUUUCUUAUGUAAUGAGACCAGAAGUGACAAGUGCGAAUAAUCUCUGUCUAUAUUUUAUAUAAAUAUAAACAUAACAGCAUUUUUUAUACUGUUUACAUUCCCAUAGCAGGUGGUCCAGGCUUUCUGCCUUCUGCAUGCCCCCUCCCACCACAAUUCAGUGACCUCCACAGGAGACCUUGUCAUUUGCAUGCUACAAGGAAUCCCCUUGGUUUCUAGUCUUAACCAUCCCAUACUUGCGCAGUGUCCUGUCUUCUCUUUCUGUUCCGUUUAGUCUCAAGUGAAGAUGUGUCUAGUCUCCAAGUUUAAACCCUCCCUUUGUGCUUUUGAUUGUAUUCUCUCCCACAUUCUUAAGGACUUGUUCCAGCAGUAAAUUACCAUCUUGAUUUCAGUCUCUCCCUUGAUGUGGAGCCUCACACAGUGAAAAUGUUCAGAUUCUGUGGCAGAGAUUGCUAUUUGCCUAUCAAGUAUCCAGGAAUCUCCAGUUCUACUCCAGCAGCAAUGGGACCAGCCAAAAGAUUAAACUUCCAGUCUCCUUGGAGCCAUGGAUUGCCAGAUGGAGGUGGGGAAGUUGGCUGGACAAGCCUUUUCAGAGGGACAGAUGACUGGCAUGUGCCCUUUUUGGACUUAACCCCUUACUUUCUGACAGGAGUGUAGAUGUGGUUGAAGACUACUUGGGCUAUAGGGCAUCUUUAUAGAGGAAAAGUUGUAAGGAUAAUAUUCCUGAUGACCUUGUGGAACCAGUAUAAUCCAGCUCUUGACUGCCUUCUCUGGACUUUGGUUACUGGGAAAGAAGUAACUUCCGUCUUGGUCUCUCUUAGGAGCAGCUGACACAUUUCCUGAUAAUGUCACCUGGCCAUCGCCAAAGAAAACCUCAACCAUUCUAGCUUUCUACUCACCACUUUCACCUUGCUUGAUAAAACAAAAGAACAAUCUAGAUGCUCUACCUCUACUUUAUCAAUGUUGCCUUUCAGUGAUGUCAUGAAUUAGACUUUAGGGACUUUGCAUUUCCAGUGUGUGAAGGAGUAGAUACUCUGAAUAACCUGAUAAUAACUCAAAAUGUUGGAUAAUUUUUUUUAAUGUUCUUAAAUUGUUGCUGAACUGGCAAGAAAGGAAAGCAUUCUCAGAGGUCAAAAGCAGUUUGAAUUCUCAUGUUACAUGAUGUCUAAAAACUUCUCAAAGCAAGUUCUUAAAGUCAUCUUAAGCUGGUAAUGCCCCUGAGCUCAUGGCUAAAGCAACUGCAUAUCCACGCUGUAAGAACAGAGCUUUAAUGUAGUCCUCAGACACUCUUUAUAGAUAAAGCUCCAAAGGAAUGUGAGCUCAUAGUCCUAAAUCACAAACCCACAAAAUCACGGGAUGCCUCAAAUAAGGUAUCCUGAAUGAGAGCCAGUGGAAAACAGAUAGUACAGUCAGACCUGCAAAAACUUAGGAUAGUGGAAUUUUCAGAUAUAAGAUAUAAAAUGAAUAUAUUUAAUAUGUGUUUAAUAAGAGUAAGGAAUAAGAAUUCUUUAUAUAAAAAUAAAUCCCUUGUCAACCUAUGGAAGAGAGAGUGAACCGGAAAAUAGAGCCAAAUGAUUACCCAGUAGAUAACACACAAAGAUAGAUAGAAAUAUAAAAAUUAGGAAAGCAAUGUGGAGGAGAGACUGAGAAGUUCUAGCAUAAUCUUAAAAAGAGUUUUAGAAAGAAUUGGAAAUUGGUAAUAUUUGAGAAGAUAAAGACAUUUUCUAGAACCAAUGAAAGACAUGAGCCUUCAGAUUCAGAAAGCUGUAUAAGUCCUAAGCGAGUUACAGACUGUGUGUGUGUGUGUGUGUGUGUGUGUAAAACUGCAGAAUGUUGGAUUUGUGCAAGUAGUCAGAAAAGUCAUUACCCAAAACAGAGUAAUGGUAGGGCUUACUGACUUCUCAGCAGCAAGGAAAGCCAGAAAGAUGGCCAGUAUCAGUGGUUGAAGAAAAACAAAAACUACUAACCAAGAAUCAAUACCCAGUGAAUCUAUAUUUUUGGAAGUGAGGAUUAAUAGACAUUUCCAACAGAAUGAGUAGUUUUGUCAUCAGUAGACUCUCAGUUUAGAAGAUGAGUGAUGCAGAAGGACCACCAUCUGUUGAAAGGUCUGAAGUUCAAGAAAGGAUCGUGACCAAAAAAAUAUGGGUAAAUCUGAGUGAACUUUGACUUACAACAGUACAAAUAAUGCCUUAUUUGUGAUAUUAAAAGCAAGAUGGAUCUUAAAAAACAAGACAAAAUAGGGUACACGUUGAAGGCUUAAUUGGAGUUCAAAUGUUCUUAGACCCUUAAAAAGUAGAUUUAGGAGGUUGGCAAAGAUACACGUGUAAGAAAUAUUUCAUUCAAGGUAACAAUAAAAGAAAAUGAGUGUGUAACUUUUAAAGUAGUGGGGGCAUGGAGGGUGGGAACCUCUUAAUUUAAAAGAAGACC
Molecule: messenger RNA, 5838 nt
Organism: Leopardus geoffroyi (Geoffroy's cat)
Lineage: Eukaryota; Metazoa; Chordata; Mammalia; Carnivora; Felidae
Gene: PDCL3
Product: phosducin like 3
Exons: 6
Coding region: 235-957 (240 amino acids)
Biological process (GO): angiogenesis; protein folding; positive regulation of gene expression
Cellular component (GO): cytoplasm
Source: RefSeq, a predicted model, not a curated record